GCAAAAUUUUUCAAAUCUACUUAUUAAUGUAUUUUUACUAAUUAAUUAUGAUUCUGUUUUUGGUUUUAACUAGCUAUAAUUUUUAAUAUGUGUAUUAUAUGUGUAAUCUAAUAAUUUUAUCUACACUGAAUAUUCUUUUAUUAUGUGUUAGAUUGAAGUGUUUGGUGUAUCACAUGUUUCUAAUUUAAAUUUAAGAAUAGUAAAACAUUUUAAAUGGAUCCUUCAUCAGCUUCAAGUUUGCCUGAUCUAAAUUGUGAUAGUAGUAAUUACAAAUACGUUGAUGAUGUAUGUAUUUACACAGAUCCUAAUUCUAAAAAAGAAUAUAUCUGGGAUAAAGAAAAAAAGUCAUGGAUAGAAAAAGGAUUUGAAAAUUAUGAAUAUGAUGAUAUUCUUAAAACAUAUACUUAUACUGAAAAAGAAUCUGGUAAAACAUAUAUAUGGAAUUUAAAAAAUAAUAACUGGGAGGUAAAGAAUAAAGAAAAUAUUAGUCUAGUUGAAGAAAGAGCCGACGAUAAUUUUGAUGAAGAAUUUGAUGAAGAUGAUGAUACUGAAAAAGAAAAAAAAAAGAAAACUGUCAAACGCCAAGAUAUGACUAAAGGAGAAUAUGGACAUGAUGGUUAUACACAAACUUAUACUGACCCAGCUGAUGGCACCAUUUAUUUAUGGGAUAAAGAAAAAAAUGCUUGGUUUCCUAAGAUAGAUGAAGACUUUUUAGUCCAUUAUCAACUUAGUUAUGGUUUUGGUGUAACCAACACUGAUCUUAAAAAUGAGUCACUUGUCAACAAGUCAAAAUCUUCAAGUUUAGAAAAUCAAGAAAUUUCAAAAUUAAACACUAAUGAUGAAAAAUUUGAAACAGAAAAAGUUGAAACUGAAAAAAGAAAAUUACCUCAAUCAUCUGAACCAAAUUGGUUUGACAUUGAUGAAGAACAUAAUACAAAAGUAUAUGUUUCAAAUUUGCCUCUUGAUAUUACUGAACAAGAAUUUAUUGAUUUAAUGCAAAAGUGUGGUUUAAUUAUGAAAGAUAUUGAUACUGGAAGAAUGAAAGUUAAACUAUAUACUGAACGUGGUACUGACAUUCUUAAAGGUGAUGCUCUAUGUACUUAUAUCAAGAGAGAAUCUGUCGAUUUAGCGUUAAAAUUGCUUGAUGGUUACAAACUACGUGAUAAAGAAAUUCAUGUUGAAAUCGCAAAAUUUACCAUGCGCGGUGAAAAAUAUGAUCCUUCAUUAAAGCCAAAGAAGAAGAAACGCAAAGACAAAGAAAAAAUAAAAAAAAUUCAAGAAAAAUUAUUUGAUUGGAGACCAGAUAAAAUGAUAGGAGAAAGAGGAAAACAUGAAAAUAUAGUCAUAGUAAAAAAUUUGUUUGAAAAAGAAACAUUUGAUAAUGACAUAUCACUUCUAUUGGAGUAUCAAAAAGAUUUGAGAGAAGAAUGCUCAAAAUGUGGUGUUGUUAAAAAAGUAAUUGUAUAUGAUAGACAUCACGAUGGAGUUGCUCAAAUCAAUUUUAAAGAACCUGAUGCUGCUGAUGCUUGUGUUCAGUUAUUAAAUAAUCGUUGGUUUGGACAAAGAAAAAUAACAGCUGAGAUAUGGGAUGGAAAAACUAAAUACAAAGUUAUUGAAACUGCUGAGGAGACUGAAGAUCGUUUAAAGAAAUGGGAAGCAUAUUUACUUGCAACAGGCAAUAAUGAAACAAAUGAUGCUCAUGAAUCAGACAAUGAUUCAGUCAAAACAAAAAGUGGGGGAGAAAGUGAUGAUGAAAUGCCAGCUCAACAAUAUUCUACAAAUUCUGUAAGUGGAUUUGUAUCAAAUGUUAAUGAAAAUUCAUCACCAGCAGCACUCCAAUUAGUUAAAGCUGGGGUUAUACCCAAAUACAUUUUAAAUGCAUACUGUAAUUUAUUAGAUAUAAAAUACUGUACUGUAAAUAUAGAUAAAAAAUUAAAGUCGUUCGACAUAAUUUUUUAUUUCAAAAUGAAUGAUUCUGACAAUUAUAAGUCUUAUUUAAAACGAACAGUUUAUAUUGGUGGUUUAGCUGAAGAAGUAGAUGACAAAGUAUUAAGAUCUGCAUUUAUUCCUUUUGGUGAUAUUGUCGAUGUACAAAUUCCAUUAGAUUAUGAAUCUGAAAAACAUCGUGGAUUUGCAUUUGUUGAAUUCGAACAACCAGAAGAUGCACUUGAUGCCAUUGAUAAUAUGAAUGAGUCAGAAAUUUUUGGUCGUACAAUAAGAGUUAAUUUAGCAAAACCUCAAAAAAUAAAUAGAGGUUCAACUAGACCUGUAUGGUCUGAAGAUGAUUGGUUGGUUCAAUAUGCUGGUAAAACCUUGGAAGAUAAAGAAGAUAAGAAUUCUGAAAAUGACACGAGUAAAGAUGAAGUGAAAAAUCCUCAAGUUUAUUUAGAUAUUAAGAUAGGUAAAAAAGAUGCAGGCCGAAUUAUUAUAAUGUUAAGAGCAGACAUUGUACCACGAACAGCAGAAAAUUUUCGUUGUUUAUGUACCCAUGAAAAAGGAUUCGGUUUUCAGAAUACUACAUUUCAUCGUAUUAUACCAAAUUUUAUGUGCCAAGGUGGUGAUAUUACAAAUAACAAUGGUACUGGUGGACUUUCUAUUUACGGGAAAAAAUUUGAUGAUGAAAAUUUUGAAUUAAAACAUAUAGGACCAGGAGUAUUGUCUAUGGCAAAUUCUGGUCCAAAUACAAAUAGUUCACAGUUUUUCAUUUGUACAGCUCGUACAGAAUGGUUAGAUAAUAAGCAUGUGGUAUUUGGUCAUGUAUUAAGCGGUAUAGAUGUUAUGAAAAAAAUUGAAAAAUGUGGUACUAAAGCUGGUUUACCUACAGAAAAAGUAAUAAUUGGUUCCUGUGGUCAAUUAGCAUAAUGACCUUUUUUUCAUUGAUAUUUUUUUAUCCAACAAAUUCUGCAUUCUGAAACUUUUAUAUGUAAUCUAUUUAAAAUAUAAACUUCUAUAGAUUUAAUUUGAACAUUUAAUAAUAAUAAUAAAAAAAAAAAAAUGUA
Messenger RNA from Daktulosphaira vitifoliae (grape phylloxera), 2999 nucleotides. RefSeq lists its product as uncharacterized. The record is from RefSeq and is a predicted model, not a curated record. Bases 214 to 2862 code for a protein of 882 amino acids. Lineage: Eukaryota; Metazoa; Arthropoda; Insecta; Hemiptera; Phylloxeridae. Gene Ontology annotation, cellular component: U2 snRNP; U2-type spliceosomal complex. Gene Ontology annotation, biological process: protein peptidyl-prolyl isomerization; protein folding; mRNA splicing, via spliceosome. Gene Ontology annotation, molecular function: RNA binding; peptidyl-prolyl cis-trans isomerase activity. The transcript is spliced from 12 exons.